GAGGAGACGGCGGCGCAUCUAUGUGGUCCGCCUGACACUUGAUCGAGGAGAGAGAUGCGUUCAUAACAGCCGCUGUGAAGACGAAGGGAAGGAAGGGAAGGGCACAAGGAUCACACGAAUCUAUCUUCAUUCUUUCGCCACCCUGCUUUUGGACUUUGCCGUUUUGCUUUUCCCCUCAUGCAGAAACCCGAGGAAGAGAGCCUAGAACUGAUUUCUCAUCAACUGCGUGAAAACAAGAAGACCACACAUUGUUGACUGGCUUUAUGUUGCGCGCUGGGGCUCUCUCCCGUCAUUGGAGCGGCGCACUUGAUGGGAAUAUAGACACAAACUGCUUUGUAUCCGAUGGUGAUGAAACCUGGUAGGAAUGGACUGGGCUGUGGAUUCUGGAAGCUAGUAAAGACAAUCAGUGAAGACAUUCAACUUUAAAGAAAGAGGAAUUUUUAUGGAUACCUAUAAAAGUUCUUAAUAUAAGUCUUUUGAGGUGUAUUAUUGGUCUGUGCUUUUUUCUUUUUUCCACCUCCCACCUUUUUUGGCCCAUCUGACUGCACCCUUGGCCCCAAACCCUGACACCAGCAUUGAGUGAUUGGUCAUUACAUUCAAGAGCAUCUACACAGGAAGACAAUAAAGCCCUAGGGAGCCCUGUGGCAGUGGUGACAGGGCCAAUGAGUCAGUUGCCACAGCAGCUGCAGCAAAUGAGUCACUAUUUGUGAAGUUAACAGCUCAGACCAGUUAAUCUACAAGGACCAAUUUCUGACUGGAGGGAAUCGGUCCAAUAUGAAGGACUUGUCAUUUGUGGAUCGUCUCUUUGUUGGCUUGGCCAUGGCCUCUUUUGUUGUAGCCACUGAGCUGAGGCCUGAUUGCCCAAAGCUUUGUGUGUGUGAGAUUAGACCCUGGUUUUCCCCUACUUCUAUGUACAUGGAGGCGCAGACUGUUGACUGCAACGACUUGGGACUCUUUAGCCUGCCAGAAAAAUUACCAGUGGGCACACAAGUACUGUUACUACAAACAAACAACGUUGAGAGGAUUGACAGGCCCUUGGAUUACAUGCCCAAUAUCACAGAGAUUGAUUUAUCGCAAAACAACUUAUCCUCAAUCAGCAACAUCCAUCUUGGGAAUCUUACUCAGCUGCUCUCCCUUCACUUGGAAGAGAACUGGAUACGGGAGCUAACUGAACAAUGCCUGUCAGAGGUGGCUAACCUUCAGGAGCUCUACAUGAAUCACAAUCUCAUCGCUUCUAUUUCUCCACUGGCUUUCCGGGGUCUAAGCAACCUUGUGCGACUCCAUCUCAAUUCUAACAAGCUGAGGGUCAUUAAAAGAGAGUGGUUUGAACCUUUGCCAAAUCUGGAGAUCCUAAUGAUUGGUGAAAAUCCAGUUCUUACUAUUGAUGACAUGAACUUCAAACCUCUCACUAACCUCCGCAGUCUUGUUCUUACCAGAAUGAACCUGUCUCAGCUUCCUGAUGAUGCACUGGCUGGUCUUGAUAACUUGGAGAGCGUCUCUUUCUAUGAUAAUAUUUUCCCCGAGGUGCCUCACUCUGCUCUGAGAAAUGUGAAAAAUCUUAAGUUUUUGGAUCUAAAUAAAAAUCCCAUUACGAGGAUACAAAGAGGGGACUUUGUGGAUAUGCUCCAUUUGAAAGAACUAGGGAUUAACAGUAUGCCAGAGCUAGUUUCCAUUGACAGCUUUGCCCUCAAUAACCUCCCUGAGCUGACCAAAAUCGAAGCCACCAACAAUCCUAAACUCUCCUAUAUCCAUCCUAAUGCUUUCUACAAGCUACCACGGCUGGAAACCCUUAUGCUAAAUGGCAAUGCUCUCAGUGCCCUCCACAGGAUUACUGUCGAAUCUCUUCCAAAUCUGAGGGAAGUUAGUAUGCACAGCAACCCCAUCCGCUGUGACUGCGUAGUCCGCUGGAUGAACAUGAACAAGACCAACAUUCGCUUCAUGGAGCCCGAUUCACUGUACUGCGUAGAGCCUCCGGAGUAUGAAGGCCAGCAUGUCCGCCAGGUGCACUUCAGGGAGAUGAUGGAGAUUUGCCUGCCACUAAUAUCUCCCGAAAGCAUGCCGGGGCACAUUAAAGCACAGAACGGUUGCUCAUUGUCACUUCAUUGUCGGGCUUUUGCUGAACCUGAGCCGGACAUCUACUGGAUCACCCCAUCUGGCACCAGGGUCUUGCCAAACACCGUGUCUGACAAGUUCUACAUGCACCCAGAGGGUACUUUUGACAUCUACGACAUAACAGAAAAUGAAGCAGGCGUUUACACCUGUGUUGCCCAUAAUUUGGUCGGUGCUGAUCUUAAAUCUGUCUCAGUAGAGGUAAAUGGUUAUUUUCCCCAACCUGUAAAUGGUUCUCUGAAUGUUGAAAUCAAAUCAGUGGAAACAAACUCCAUUCUGGUUUCUUGGAAGGCUGGCCCUGGCACCUUGGCUCCCAGCAUUAAGUGGUACACUGUUGCAGAUGCUAGCCAUCCCACCACAGUGUUUACCACCAGAGUUCCCUCAGAUGUCCAGGUUUACAACCUUACCCAUCUUAGUCCCGCUACUCACUACAAAGUCUGUGUGGAUAUCCGCAACAUCCACUACAACCAUGACACCAAAUGUGUCACUGUCACCACUAAGGGAUUAGAGCUGGCAGCCAAGGACACAGAAAAAUGGGAUGCAGCAGUAAUCACUGUCUUUGGUGUGCUCCUGGCUGUGAUUUCAGUGGCCUGCCUGUUUAUUUAUGUGUCUCUGAGGAACCACCACCUUUAUGGGGAUAUAAGGAAAUGGGACUCUAAAGCUUUGCUGAUACCAGUGGACACUCCCGGUAUGCACUCAUCUUUCUUUACAAAGCUGUGGUUUACGGGUAAGGGACUGCCAAGUGGAGUGGAAGUGAAAGCCACAGUCAUAAAUGUAUCUGACAAUGCCUUUUAAAAACCACAGCUUUGUAGAGCACCACACACCUACAGCGAAUGGACAAGGCCACAGGGCAGGGGUGGAUGAUGAUAUACUGUUUUCAACGGCAUACCCAUUGCCGGUCCCCAGCUCAGAUACACUGGCAGAACUAUUACUGGAAGGGGAUGGAACAGUUUAAGAGACUACGUUCUAUCCCAGUUUCAACCCUAGUUGAAGUGGUGGCUUUGUAACCGUUACAUCAAACCAAGCUAACAUCAACAGGAAGGGGUAUUUACUGCAAAAAAUUCGAUUACAGUACCAUUCAUACAAAAAUGAAGGCAGAGAAAAGGAAGUGGACGUGUUGAAGGUCAGCUCUCUUGUAAUUGACUGUUAAAUGUGUUCAGAGUUGUGGAACUGUCCGUGUGGUCCCAAGCAAUACCGUCUGUGCUUUGUCAAACAUCCAUAGACGAGUUAGAGAUACAGUAAUAACACCUGUCUAUUAUGGGAAGGGAGAUUUAUUAGAGUAGACAAAUUACAGUGACUAUGAUGUAAGCCUUUUGAUGAAAUAUACCCCCCUUUUUCUAUUUAAAAACGGAUUCUUGAUUUUUCAUGGAAAUAUUGUUAUAUAUUCUAUUAUGUUGAUGUAAUGACAAAUCCUCUGUAUGUGAACAGUUUAAAUGGGUUUUAAAUGAAGGCAAGGAGCAGACUACUUUUGAUUACAACUUCACAUUAAGCUUAAUGAAAUUCAGCGACAAAAUGGGUAUCUCGAGAGGAUAUUUGCCAAAUGGCUGUUUAUGCUUUGUAGUUCUCAUUGCAAUGGUGACUGGCAAAAACACUGGACUCAAACAAAUAUAACAAGUUACUUAAAACUAAAUUGAGUGAUGUUUUGUCUCCUCGAGAAGUGGUUUGUUAAUGCCCUGGUAAGUGCCUACAACAAGAACUACUGUACAUGAGGUGAACGGAGAAGAAACUGAAGAAAUUCAUCAGCCACAGCAAAACACAGUCAUGUCAUCAUUGCAGAGUCACAAGCUAUUCUCCAGUACUUUUAGUGGAAAUACUUUCUCAGUAUUUUUAGCAUACAUAUUUUAAGAAAACAUUUUGUUGUUGCUUUGGGUGUCAAGUUAAAAAGCCAUUUUUAUAUUACCUGUAUUAUAUGUGAUCAAUGGGCACAACAGACUAAUUAAGAAAAGCGCUAAGA
Archocentrus centrarchus (flier cichlid) is the source of this 4063-nucleotide messenger RNA. RefSeq names its product leucine rich repeat neuronal 3b (gene lrrn3b). Gene Ontology annotation, molecular function: protein binding. The record is from RefSeq and is a predicted model, not a curated record. NCBI's taxonomy places the organism in Eukaryota, Metazoa, Chordata, Actinopteri, Cichliformes, Cichlidae. The transcript is spliced from 2 exons. The coding region runs from base 775 to 2904 and encodes 709 amino acids.